AUGGAGGCCCUCGUCGCGCUGGUCAAGAGUCACCCGGGACCCUGGGUGCUGCUCUUCGCCGCCCUCUUCAAGUUGCUCCACGGACUUUUACGGAAGUUACCUACACCUAAAGUCGUGCUGCGGAACGACUUUCAACUGUGGAAGUGGAGGAACCUCUCCAUGUCCAUAGUGCACUCGCUACUUACUGGGACGUGGGCUAUCUCGAGUGCGUUGAUUUGGCCUGAGACAAUUAGCGACAUCCACAGGCACCACACGUCGCUGUCCUAUCUGCUCGUGUGCAUUUCAACAGGAUACUUCGUGGAGGAUGCGUUUGACAUCAUCCACUCGGGAUACUCAUUAGCAUCUUGGGAAUUCCUCCUCCAUCAUGCACUUGUGAUCUCGAGCUUCCUGUACACACUCUACACGCACCUGUACGUGGCCGCCGCGGUGAUCACGCUUUUCGUAGAGGUGAACAGCGUGACGCUGCAUAUGCGGCUGCUACUCAAAGUGGCGGGCGCUACCUCCUCGACCAUCUACGACGUCGUUAAAGUGAUUAACAUUUGCACCUUCGUUGUCUUCCGCCUCACCGCGCAUUUCUAUCUCAGCUGGUACUUGGCGUGCAACUACUCAAAGUUGGAAAAUGCCAACUUUUUCGCAUGUUGUCUGACGAUAAUGAACAUCAUGAUUUUGGUCUACUUCUACCGCCUCAUCCGCUCAGAUUUCCUUCGGCACACUGGCAGGAGUGGCCACGCUGCUCAAAAUGGGAAGCUUGUGUCCAAGAAGUUCCUCACUGAUUGA
Messenger RNA from Nerophis lumbriciformis (worm pipefish), 777 nucleotides. The record is from RefSeq and is a predicted model, not a curated record. NCBI's taxonomy places the organism in Eukaryota, Metazoa, Chordata, Actinopteri, Syngnathiformes, Syngnathidae.